Etheostoma spectabile (orangethroat darter) is the source of this 1466-nucleotide messenger RNA. RefSeq names its product mannose-binding protein C. Bases 317 to 1066 code for a protein of 249 amino acids. Gene Ontology annotation, cellular component: multivesicular body. Lineage: Eukaryota; Metazoa; Chordata; Actinopteri; Perciformes; Percidae. The transcript has 5 exons. The record is from RefSeq and is a predicted model, not a curated record.
CUCAUGGUCAAAUGUCCUGUGCUUGUUUGACCCAUUCACUCCCCAACUUUCAUCCUACGUGGCGCUCUAUUCUUCUCCUCCUUUGCUUCUUUGCCCUUGUUAUAAUUACAAUGACCAUAUUUGAACAUGUUUGUAAUGUCAUAUGAACAUGGAAUGCGUCUUUGUUUUAAGGACCGUAUAGAAAGGCCGUCCACAAUAAGCUCUGCAGUCUCGUGAGGGAGGCUCUUGGACUCUGUUUUUCUCUGAGGUUCAGUGUAGUGCCAAAUGACAUCACCAACAUGAACAUCUGUUGUUUACGCUGAACUGAAUUUCUUACAUGUGCACUCACCACGUUCUCGAUCACUUUUCUUUGGAAGAAGCGAAAGUAGCACAUCCUGCAGAUCUCUUCUCGAUGAAGAUGUUCCUCAUGUUCUGCGUCCUCUGCCUGAUGUCUUCUACUGGCCACAGUCAGCUUCCAGGACCUCCUGGUCCUAAAGGUGACCCAGGACUUGAUGGGCCACGUGGGAUACCUGGGACACCUGGGCCACCUGGGCCACUUGGGCCACGUGGGCUACCUGGGCCACCUGGUUUUCCUGGAGCAAAAGGAGAGAUGGGAAAUCCUGGACCUGCUGUACCUUGUGAGCAAGGUGUCUCUGGUCAGGAACUUGAAACCUUAAAGAACAGCCUCGCUAAGUUAGAGCUGGUCGUGAACUAUGACUUUGUCCGAAGAGUUGGUCAGAAAUACUUUGUGUCCUACAAGAAGAGAGACUCUUUCUCCAGGGCCGUCGAGUUCUGCUCCCAACGAGGCUUAGAGCUGGCUUUGCCCCAGAACGAGGAGGAGAACAACAUGCUCACUGAAUUCUUUGGUGACGUUUACAAAACAGCCUGGAUCAACGUCAACACUAACAAAGUUCAGGGGAAUUUCGAAACUGAUGGGAAAAUGCGACCUCUGACCUUUACAAAAUGGGGGGAAGGGCAGCCAGACAAAUCCAUCCAGGAUACAGGCUGCACCAUGCUGUCAGAAAACGCCUUCUGGAGAGUGACACACGAAUGUUUCCUGAAUGCUUACAUCGUUUGUCAGAUGUAGAAAGUUGUUGCUUUGCAAGUCAUGUUUUAAAUGUUGCUUUAAACAAACGUUCAGUCUCUUAUAACAUCCAGUAAAUCAAAAAUAAUGACCCCAGUUUAUCUUUUUUUUGAUGGAGAUAUCAUGGAAACUUCUUCAAGGUCCGGGUUUAGGAAUAACUCAAUGUAAUAGUUUCCCACCAACAUUCUUGUGAUAUGUAUCUUAAUCCCUCUUUAAAAAACAUCUUAAUUGCAUCAGCAAUGUUGCAUUAUUACUCUUGUGCAAACAUAUUCUUCUUCUAAAAAGAAAUUUAGCAACUGAAUACACUAAUACUUUUCAUGGCUAUGUAAAGAGUGUAAGAACUUUUCAAAUGCGGUGUGUUAAAACAAGCAUGUAUGACGCAAUAAAGCAUAGCAAAGCAGUG